This is a messenger RNA of Gossypium arboreum, 1174 nucleotides long. RefSeq lists its product as uncharacterized. NCBI's taxonomy places the organism in Eukaryota, Viridiplantae, Streptophyta, Magnoliopsida, Malvales, Malvaceae. The transcript has 2 exons. The coding region runs from base 272 to 778 and encodes 168 amino acids. Gene Ontology annotation, cellular component: endoplasmic reticulum. The record is from RefSeq and is a predicted model, not a curated record.
UGAAUUUCACAUAUGUAGAUGUAAGCAACUAUUUGUAGAUAGUAUGAUUCGACACAUUGAAGGCACGGGAGGGGACUCUUAGUUCUCUACUGUUCAUUUAACUUUUAAUAGCAUAGAAAUAAUCGGGGGAUUGGAGGUAGGCACAAAUCUAAAGCCAGCGUCGACCAUUUCAAACCUUAAAAAUAUUUCACAAAAAUCCCCCAUUUUCCAUCCAAUCCCUUCAUUUUUCUGAAAAUCUUCAUCAAAGAACAAGAAAACCAAAUUGAAAGAGAUGGGAAGUCUAUGCAAAGUGGUAGAUACGCUGCUAUUGGUGGCGUUCCUAGCGGCGUUUCUAAUGGCUCCUCUAAUAUGUGCCCAGACAGUGUUGCCGGAAACCAGCUUCCCGGAGGCGCUAAUUCACCUGAAACAAUGCUACUCCGAUGACUUCCAAGAUUAUUUGAUGGCGGAGAAGCCUCAUUUCUUCGUGGCACUGGUUUGGUUGGAGCUUACUUUCCAAUGGCCUUUGGCUUUACUUAACAUUUAUGGGAUUCUAGCAUCCAAAUCUUGGUUUAACACCACUUGCCUAAUCUAUGGCGCCUCUGUUAUCACCUCCGUGAGUGCUGUAUUAGGAGAGCUGAUAGGAUCGCACAAGGCAUCAGAAAAAUUGUUGCAGUUGUAUUGGGUAUUCAUGGGAGCGGGUGUUGUAGCCAUGCUACGGGGGCUGGUUCCACAAUCUAGCAAGACUCCAAUCAUUGGGAAAAGACCAGCGGCUGGUAUGGGUAGGAAGAAGAGGGCUUGAUCCAGUCGGAGAAAUAGAAUGCCCCAACCAUCCCAUAUCUCUUCUCCAAUUUACUUUUUUAUCAUAACAAAUUAGUAUAAUAAACUAAGAUUCAGGUCAGUACUUUCCAACUAAUUACUCAAUAAUACAUUCUCGUCUUCUUUGGAUUAUAUUAGUUGUCUAAUCAGUGUAUAAAUAAAAACAAUCUUGGUCAAAUUGCUCAGCAGAACAUGACAAUAAGUAGGAGAUGUAUCAUAAAUUCAACAAAAAAGGGGUCAUGUAGCAGGAAAGAUUGAAUGAAAAUUUGUACAAGACUUUUUAAGUUGACAAGUUAUCUUUCAAAAUUAAACAUUUGUUUUAUUAUUGUUUGAAUCAUCUUUUUACCUUAUCAAUAAUGAGUGUGGUUUUCAUAGGUAA